This is a messenger RNA of Micropterus salmoides (largemouth bass), 3143 nucleotides long. It is a transcript of the gene fam163ab, whose product is annotated as family with sequence similarity 163 member Ab. The transcript is spliced from 5 exons. The coding region runs from base 599 to 1090 and encodes 163 amino acids. The record is from RefSeq and is a predicted model, not a curated record. NCBI's taxonomy places the organism in Eukaryota, Metazoa, Chordata, Actinopteri, Centrarchiformes, Centrarchidae.
UCUCGUUCUCGUCCCUCACUUGUUGUAUGUGUCCGUUUGAAUUUGUGCGGUUUCAAGCUACCUGGUGGUUGUGCGACCUGUUGGAAUCCUGAGAAGACCACUGUUGUGUGUGAAGGUUAACGCUUUCUUACAUGUGCGUAAAAAGCGCUUAUCCUAAAGCGUUGUCCUCGUUCUUCUUACCUGUUUGUUUGCUCCGGUUGCGUACAGUGACUAUGCCCCGUUUUGGGUGACUACCCGUCGUGGCUGCCGUCGCUUUGACCUCUAGUCUGCUGGUCCCACAGCGGCGGUUUUUCCUUGGCGGCGUUGUGCGCUCUGAACUCCGGCUCAUCCUUGCAGAAGUUCCGCCGCAGUCCAAUGCACAGCGCUUCUCUGCUCUCCUCCUGCGAUAAGGAUGCUUUUCGUGGUCAAACUCCACAGGAUUAGCCUGAGGUGAACAAACGGACCAUGUAACCAGAUCAGAGAUGUUCAUGCAGAGUGGGUAUCCAGCGGUGUGACCUCUCACCUUUGACUUCUGACUUCUCUUCACCCUCACUACCUUCAAACACUCUUCUGAUGUGUUAAGCAACUUUGCUGAACAGUUUGAUGGAGAGCUGGUCGGAUGACAGCUGGAACUGUUGUCAUAACCGGAGGAAUACUGGCCACAGUGAUACUUCUGUGUAUCAUAGCUGUGCUCUGUUACUGUAGACUCCAGUACUACUGCUGUAAGAAGAAUGGGUCUGACAGCGCCUCCAUCUCUCAGCAACACUUUGCCUGCAAUGCAUGCAGUGUCUCCGGCCUGGACGGGUCGAUCAUCACCCCAUUGUCCAUGUCACCACCAGAGCCGCCCGUAUCCUCCGACCCCACCAAAUCCACAGGGGGUCAACGCAGUUACUGCCCCACCUGCUCACCCUAUGACUCGCCCUUUUACAUCCGUACCACUGAUGAGAUGCGCAACGGUGGCGAGCGCAUCACCUACAUGCCCACACACUAUGAGAACCAGGCGUUGGCGAUGCCACUGCCCACUGUCCGAGGCUCCCUGCUGAGGGAGACCCAGCGAGGCCGGCCUCCCGAUUUCUACACCAACACCCGAGCCAUCAGCACAGAGGUGUGACCAACCCAAGCCCCCACCCCCUCUCCACAACACUACCCAUAUACACAGAGACACUCCCCUGUUCACUUACACACAUAAACCAGCACCACCACUAACCAGACCACAAAAAUAAUGCUGACACCUACUGCAGCUGCCAGAGAGAUCUACUAGAUCCACUGUUUGUGGAGGUUAUAUGAUCAUGUUUAUUUGGGGGCUUGGGUUUGGGGGGAAUGUGGGGGGCUUGGGAAGUGAGGAUUGUCUAAACUGCUGAAGUGUGUGACAAGCAGGGAUCACUUGCAAACCUAGUUCAUCAGUUUAUACCCUUAAAUUUUAUGUUCAAGGUAAGUAAUUCUGUAACUGAUGGUAGAUAAAACUGUAGCUGUAAAGUCAAAGUAAAAAUGCCCCUUUAUGCUCUCACAUGAAGGGUAUGGUUGUAAACAUGUAAACUGCCUGUUGACUGUUACUAUAUCUUCACUGACUGAGGGCUAUCUUAGAUAAUUUAUGAUUCCCUUGCUACACAUCUUCCUAAAAGACAAAAAAGAGUAUAUAAAGUAAUAUAAAGUAAAUAUGAAGCAAUUUUGUCAUAAGAAGAAUGGAGACUGAAAUACAUUUCAAAAAUAAUUUGCAAUAGAAGGAAAAGUCAACAUCCCCUUUGCAGUUUUCUGGAUCUCUGGCAAGCAUGCUCGAGUUACAGGAAAGGCGGAAGACGACGGACGACUGGAGCUUUCUCUAUGCAAGCUGUCUGGCAAACUACUGCGGCUCUUCAUCUCCAGUCAUCUACUUUCAGCAGUUUUAGGCUCAUCAUGGAACUUUAUUGGAGGAAUAUUGUAAGCACGGUGCACACCCACUGAGAUAUUACGAACCUGCACCUGUAGAUAGACUUUCAAGCAUUUAAAACUGGAUCAUGGUUACAGUAGUUCAAAGCCUCAUGGGUUGCCAGGUCCACAUUGAACCCCCACUUUCUCCCCUAAGUUGUAAACCUCUGAAUGAGCAAGGACGCCCUGUGCCCAUGAACGGAACAGCGGUAAGCUUCAAGUGAAGGAGAGAGUGAAAAUCUCAGCGACGCAAAAAGUUUGAUAUGUAAAUAAUAACCAGAAAGCAAUGAAUUCAUCUCUUGAUCCCAUUGUGUUCUUGAUGGAGUGAGAUGCAGUUUGAACAUGAUGUAUUUUGAAUGAGGGAGUGUUAUUUACUAGUUUGUGCUAUUUUGUCUACACACUCCUCCUAUACUCCUGUACUACUCUCAUGUUGAAUCUUUGAAAUGCAAAUAACCAUGUCAUUUAUGUUCAUGUUUAUUUUUCAUAUUGUGAGGAAGUUAGAAUACACAUUAAUGUGAUUGAAAACUGUUUCAUUGUUUCUACAUAAUACUUAUCCAGUAUUGCUUGCCUUACACAAUAAUAUUUCCUGAGAUAUUUGUCCUUUCUGUGUAUUGCAGGAUUCAGUGAGGCUAAACAAUCAAUGCAAGAAACCUUAAGGACUUGCAUGGUGUGAUAAUGUAUGAUUAUUUUGAUUGAUGAAGAUUGUAAGGACAGACCUAGUAUUAUAAUUCAUCCAUUAAACAAAAAUGCUAUUCCCAACCUAUUUUCAGCACUGCAUAUAACAUAUGAUUAUUCAUUGAUCAGUGGCUACUUAAUUUAUUUAUUUAUUUAUUAAGGUUAAAUAGAUGCCAAGUGUAGUAGGAUUACACUGUACAUCCUGAAACUCCUCAAAACCAUUUAGAACAGAAUUGUUUAAAAGGACAAAUAAACAAACAGAGGACUGGCAAAAUGAAAGUUCAUCACUAAAGAUUGACAGGUUUGAUAUUUGGAAAACAGAAAGGUCUGGCCUGGAAUCUCCCAAGAUACAGUGAAAAAAAACAAGUGUUUCUCCAUAUUGUUGCCCACUACCACAGAUAAGGAUUUAUUGUCAUCAUUAAUUGAUUUAGGUAUUGUAUUAACUAUAUAUUUUACUCUUUGAAAACAUAAAAAAUAGCUUUUUAGAAAUGUGGUUAAAACCGAUAUCAUACCUGACGAAUACAGAAACAUUAAUAUGUGACAGUGUUGAAUUUUGACAAUUAAAGAUUUGUAACUGCUUGAAA